This is a messenger RNA of Drosophila teissieri, 1970 nucleotides long. RefSeq names its product sodium channel protein Nach. Gene Ontology annotation, cellular component: membrane. The record is from RefSeq and is a predicted model, not a curated record. Gene Ontology annotation, molecular function: ligand-gated sodium channel activity. The coding region runs from base 588 to 1970 and encodes 460 amino acids. Gene Ontology annotation, biological process: sodium ion transmembrane transport. Lineage: Eukaryota; Metazoa; Arthropoda; Insecta; Diptera; Drosophilidae. The transcript has 8 exons.
CGCACUGUGCGAGUAUAAUCUUUACUGCUGUAAACCGUUCCAAGAUAAAGUCAGCAAAUAUAGAAGUAGAAGUGUGCAAUGCAACCUCUGAAAAGCGUUAGCUGAAAUCCAAGUUGGGGUGUUUGCUUUUGGCCUAGACUGGGAUCGAGAAAUUAGGGGUCAGAUUCUGGGGUGAGCGAAUCAGGCGCUUACCUGAUGAAACCCAAAGGAAUUUCGUGAAAAUACGUAAUGAAGCUGUACUUCGUGUAAAUUCCUAAAUAAUUGCUUAUAAUACAAAUAUACUUUUUAAUAAUUUGUUGAAUAUCUACUCCUUUAUAAUAAUUUUAUUCAAACCAAAAAAAUAAUGCUUUCUACGCAGCCCGACGGGACUUCUCAGUUGUCGACAAACAAUGCUGAUAUGUAAUUCGUAGGCAAAUGUUAAUUUAAUACUCGGACUUGUGCGUGUUGGAAGUCUGGGAAAAUCAACAGCUGAGGGAAUCGAUUGAGAUGAAUAACCGAUUAUGUCCAUUAAUGAGGUAUAUGUGAAGUUGCAGUUAUAGUUUCGAAAUAAACACUAAUCGAACGGACUUCAACGGGACACAAUCGUAAUGAGAUUUAGCCGAGUUAUAGAGGAGUAUCUGAAGAACUCCACUCUGCAUGGAGCCCGGUUUAUAGUGGACAAGGAUGCCAGUUGGAUAGAAAGGAUGUUUUGGGUCAUUUGUCUCGUUGCUUCUUGGUACGCCUCCUGGUUGCUUAUCAAAGCCUCAUUAAGCGCAUUUGAGAACAACGCCAUCAGUUUCGUUGUGGAGAGUUCGUUUCGCGAUUGGAAUACCAAUUUUCCUGCCAUUAUAGUCUGCGAAUCGAAGAAUAUGGAUCGAAUUCAAGAGGUGGCUGAACAACUGUGGGGCGCUGAUCACGACUUCACUUUGGAGGAGGUUCUUAGCGAGAUUGCCUUCUUCCGCGGUGAAUCCUACCACACAGUCCACGAAUGCAGUGGCGAGGAGGUGACUGCCUCAUGCUUUUACUCCAAUUUCUCGUAUUAUGCGGAAUUAGUUAGAAGCAGUUGUUUGGACUCAAUCAGCAAUUGCGAGUGGAAUAAUAAACCAUUUGAGUGCUGCAAGUACUUUCAUCGCAUGGAAACUGAGCUGGGGAUUUGCUAUGCCAUUAAUUCAAUGCAAGCUGGAAAACACAAAAUGCCCAAGCUAAAUAUGUAUUCGAAUCGGAAUAGUGGACCGGGCGCCCUGAAAAUGGAACUGCACACUGAGGCCACGGUCUUUAUUCUUGGCACCGAAGAGGUUCCCACACUGGUAACCCCUAAAACGGAUUUCCUAGUUGUAGGCCCAUAUAUCUCCUUUGUGCGUUAUAUCACUAAGCGCGACAUUGAGAACGAUGAAGAGAUCCGCCAGACCAGUGUCCAUCAGAGGAAUUGUCGUUUCGCCGAUGAGAACAUUCUGGAUGUGCACAAGUUCUAUAGCUACAGUGCCUGCACGGUCCAAUGCCGGAAGGAUCGCCAGAUGGAGUUGUGCAACUGCUCCAGUCACCUGUCCCCGAACUCCCCCGAUUGGCAGCUGUGCAACAUGGAGGGUCUGGAGUGCCUCAAUCGCAAUUACGAGGAUCUCUCGGUCAUCAUCGCCAAAUGGUCGAAGCUCCGUGGUCGAAAGGGCCUGGUCUGCGAUUGCCUGCCCUCUUGUACGGAAGUGGAUAUCACUACGGUGUACGAUAGCAAAGAAAAUAUGGCUGGAAGUCAGAACGCCAUAUCCAGGAUCGAAGUGGGCCUCAUAGAAUUACCGACGGAACGUUAUAAAAGAAAUUUGGUACGCGGCAAACUGGAUUUAGUUGUAUCCAUUGGUGGCACCACUGGCUUGUUUGUGGGCGCCAGUCUUCUCAGCUUUGUGGAGAUUUUUUACUACAUCACUAUACGCCCUUAUACGACGUAUAUAAACGAGAAACGUCGACUAAAGCGAUUGAUUAUACCCAAGAGAUUUCAAUGA